Molecule: messenger RNA, 696 nt
Organism: Scheffersomyces stipitis CBS 6054
Lineage: Eukaryota; Fungi; Ascomycota; Pichiomycetes; Serinales; Debaryomycetaceae
Exons: 1
Coding region: 1-696 (231 amino acids)
Cellular component (GO): cytosol
Source: RefSeq, a predicted model, not a curated record
AUGUCUAUCAUUGAAGAAUUAUUGGAGAAGCACCAUGAAAAAUUUAUCCAGUCGAUCACUCACCCUUUAACCAAUGAGUUGUGCAAGGGGACUUUGGCCGAUUACCGCUUGUUCACUUAUUUGACUCAAGACUUGAAGUUUUUCCAGAUUGGGUUGAAUUUGUUUGGCAAAGUUUUGGCCUACUGUGACGAUUCCAAGGCUGCCAUUACACUUGGAAAGCAGAUAGGGUUUAUUUCCAAUGACGAAAACGACUACUUCUUCAAAUGCUUAGAACAAUUGAAGGAUGAAAGCUUACAUGAGCUACAGAACAAGGUGUCGCAAAUGCUACUUGAACAGCCAAUAACUCUUCCAGAAGUACAGAAGUACAAUGAAUUGCUUACCGAGCUUACUUAUGAAAGCAAAUCCUACGUUGAGCUCAUUACGUAUAUGUACACAAUGGAAAAGGUAUAUCUAGGUUGGGCUGACUACAGCAUUGAUAACAAGUUAAUACCUGCCAACAUCACCUACAAACAUAAGGAGUGGAUCAGAUUACACAGUGGAGACGAUUUCUCCAACUGGGUAGCAUUUCUCAAGAGUGAAGUGGACAGGGUUGUGAAAUCGCCAGAAGAUAGAGAAAUCAGUGAAAGAGUGUUUGUCAGGGCCUUGGAUCACGAGAUUGCAUUCUUCAAUGCUUGCUAUAACUAUGACGAACAGUAA